AUGCUAUCCAAGGGGCUGGAUUACCCUGAUUUAGUCCAAAUAUUCUCAGCAUUGACUGUCCAUGUCCCGCCUAUGGCACUUGGGUUGGAAGAGUCCGAGCUCGUGUCAGUGGAAGGACAAAAAUUGUUAUUAAGUUCCCUACAAGAGUCGCUGAGAAACACUGAGGACCAAUGCAGCAUUGAAGCGUUUAUGGAUGCUGAAAAGAUACUCUAUAAAUUGUGGAAGUGCAGAUCGCAGUACCUGCUGCCAGCCACUGAGGCAUUGGCUAAUGGAAGUAGGAAUGCACCUUGGCGCAUCUUGUAUGGACAGGCUGGUAUACUAGACUUUUUUCUCUGGCUUGUAGCAUCAGAGGAGGGCAUUGAUGAUGACCUUCUCCUCCAUUCACUGCGGCUAAUCGGCAACUCCUGUGCUGAUACGAAUGAAAAUAGGAAGAUUCUAGUCAGAAACAACUACACUGCCGCUAUCAUACGACACCUGAACAACGAAAAGCUAAUUCAGGUCGCUAUUCCUGUUCUGUAUAAUAUAUGCAUUGAUUUCGAACCUGCCCAGUCUCAAAUAGCGUCUAACAAGAUUGUCUAUAUCUUCCUGAGACUGUUGAAAGACAAUGCUUUUGCAAGGCAUCAGGCUCUGCUCGACUAUAUCUACGAGCUGGUUGACUUGGAAUGUUCCAAAGAGGACAUGCAUGCCUUGGCGCAGGCCCGGCUGAAGAUAAAUCAAACAUUGGCUGAAGUCUCUGCAUUGCCCUUGUUUGCAGAGCUAUACCCUCUCAAAUCCCCUCUUGUGCGCUUGCUGGAAUCCUGGCUGACGGCAACGGAAGACCAACUUCAGAUUUGCUCGUGCGUAGUGCUUGGCAAUCUCGCACGAUCGGAUGCAGUCUGUGAAGAGAUGGUCGAAAAGCUGAACAUCCACACCGCGCUCAUGUCGCUCCUGCGAAGCGAAAUCAGGGGCGCAGUCCUUCACUCCGCACUCGGGUUCUUGAAGAACCUGGCCAUUGCUGGCAACAAUAAAAUCCGGCUCGGAGAGGCAGGCCUGAUUCCUGCCGUCUCAAGUCUCUGGCAGUACGAAGCCGUUCCCCAAGUUCAAUUCAUCGCAACGAGCAUUACACGACAAGUGAUCAUCUCCUCAGUGGGGAAUAUCGCUUGCUUGCUUGAUGAUAUUCCUGUAGGCGAGAAGGACAUCAAGGGUGAACAGAGAACAUAUCUCUCAUUGCUCCUCGCACUGUUCGCAAAGACAGACUCGGCUCCCAUCAGAACGGAGAUCGGACGCAUCGUGGCUUCUAUAUGCCGUACCUUGGUCCCCAUGGUGCGCGAGAAGGAUAGUCAGGCCGAGAGUCUACUCAGGAAAGCCUUUAAUCUACACGUCGAUAUACCUUUACCAGUGGGUGCCAUGAUUACUCAGUCGCAGUGGCCUGUGGUGCGGAGCGAAGGCUGGUUCACUCUUGCUCUGAUGGCUUCGAUGCCAGAGGGUUUGACUGCAGCCACGAAAUGUAUAGAGAAGAUGUGCAUUCUGCCGGUGCUCGAGGAAGUGCUUGCUACAGAUCUUACAGAUUCCACCGAAUCAGAAACCCAGCAAAUCAACAAGGAUCGCGGCAACAUCAUCGUGCUUAUGCAAGAGUUACUGAAGAGUGAUGACAUUCUUCCUGACUCCACAAGGACUACUCUCCAAAGCCUGAUGAACACAUAUGCUUCGAGUACCCCGGAUUACCGGACAAUACUCCUCGGCGCACUGGCUCCUGGUGCAUUCUUGAAGCUUGCCGAGGAAGGAGACGAGGAACGCGGCAAGACAAAUGAGAUGCAAAUGCUCGAAGUCUCGCGCCGUGAGAUUCAAAGGAAAGUCGAUGAGGAUGCCAGAGGUCUUACGCGGCUCUGGCAAACCGUCAUACUAUACAGCUAUCGGUUUGUGUACGACCCCAUAGCUACCGGUUUUCGAUUCAUCCAUCUAGUCAUCAUUUUCCUACCGGUUAUUCUCACGGCACCCAUUAUUUGCCUUGGUGGAUACCUUAAGGGGCCGGAGAGAGUGCCAGCAGGGACCAUCUGGUGGUAUAAGUUUCUGGUACGUUCGAUGGAGCGCGCAGGUGCAGCCUUUAUCAAGCUUGGGCAAUGGGCAGCGUCGCGUACUGACAUCUUUCCUCCUGAGCUAUGUGAGAUCAUGUCCUCCCUCCACUCAAACGCGCCUGCGCACUCGUUACGCCAGACCAAGAAAAUCAUUAGCAAGGCUUUCAAUGGGUUGCCGCUUGAGGAUAUCUUUGAGGAAUUUCAUGAAGAACCUCUGGGCGUAGGUGCUAUCGCCCAGGUCUACAAAGCGAAGUUGAAGCCCAAUCUUGCGGGGACAGACGACAGUGAUUUCGACUUCCAAUUAUCCGGGUUGAGGGGCAAGGUUCGGAAGAAUGUCGAAGCAUUGGUCAAGAGCAGCCCCCAGCGAGUCCCGUCGUCGUACGUGGCCGUUAAGGUGCUGCAUCCCAAGGUAGAGCGCGUGAUUCAUAGAGACUUGAAGAUCAUGUCGUUCUUUGCCUCUGUGAUCAAUGCCAUCCCUACCAUGCACUGGUUGUCUUUGCCGGACGAAGUCAAUCAGUUCGGUGAGAUGAUGAAGCUGCAAUUGGAUUUGAGGAUUGAAGCGGCAAAUUUGGUAAUGUUCCGGGAGAAAUUCAGGGCACGUACGACAGCCUGGUUUCCCUACCCAUACAUAGACUAUUCGACCCGGGAGGUGCUUGUGGAAGAGUUUGCGCAGGGCAUCCCCCUCUCGACCUUCCUUGACGUUGGCGGGGGCGUUUACCAACGUGAGAUCGCAAAUGAGGGAUUGGAUGCAUUCCUCCACAUGUUAUUGAUUGAUAACUUUGUCCACGCUGAUUUACACCCAGGAAACAUCAUGGUGAGAUUUUAUCAGCCAAAUGAAUUAGACUUAUCCCUCCGCAACAAAGGCCGUGCAUCAGAUGCGCCAACCACCGCUGAGGUCGACGUCACAGAGUCCGUGCUUGCCCGGCUGCGACCUCAUUCUGGCAGCAAGCGCGAAUGGGAGGGAGUACUCGAUCAACUGAAUGCAGAGGGAUAUCGACCUCAACUGAUCUUCAUCGACACGGGACUUGUAACACAAUUAAAUGAGAUGAACCGCAGAAACUUCAUCGACCUGUUUCGUGCCAUCGCCGAGUUUGACGGCUUUCGAGCGGGUGAACUCAUGGUUGAGCGCUGCCGUCAACCCGAAGCUGUCAUCGAUCCUCAUUACUUUGCAUUAAGAAUGGAACAUCUGGUCUUAAACGUGAAGUCACGUACCUUCGCACUGGGUAACGUCAAGAUCGGCGAUGUUUUGAGUGAGGUGCUGUCCAUGGUCCGAAGUCAUCAUGUCCGAAUGGAGGGUGAUUUCGUCAAUGUGGUUAUCUCCUGUCUUCUCCUCGAAGGUAUUGGUCGAAAUUUGGACCCGGACCUCGACCUAUUCAAAAGCGCCCUGCCGAUAUUGCGAAAGUUAGGUUCGAACGUCACUUCCUUGAAAUCUGUCCGGUCCGGAGAUGUAUCUAUGCUGCGUAUUUGGGUCGGUCUCGAAGCGCGUGAAUUACUCCAGAGCAGCAUCGAUAGCGUUGAACAAAUAUAUAUACACCACGAUGAACUGAGAUUGCAGUGCUUCCACCUCCCACCUCAUCAGCAACCUUUGACAAGCUUUACAAUACAUGUAGAACAGAUUACAUAA
Aspergillus saccharolyticus JOP 1030-1 is the source of this 3678-nucleotide messenger RNA. Its product is annotated as ABC1 kinase family protein. The record is from RefSeq and is a predicted model, not a curated record. Lineage: Eukaryota; Fungi; Ascomycota; Eurotiomycetes; Eurotiales; Aspergillaceae. The coding region runs from base 1 to 3678 and encodes 1225 amino acids. Gene Ontology annotation, cellular component: mitochondrion. The transcript has 10 exons.